Molecule: messenger RNA, 1768 nt
Organism: Oryza sativa Japonica Group (Japanese rice)
Lineage: Eukaryota; Viridiplantae; Streptophyta; Magnoliopsida; Poales; Poaceae
Product: glucan endo-1,3-beta-glucosidase 7
Biological process (GO): carbohydrate metabolic process
Cellular component (GO): plasma membrane
Molecular function (GO): hydrolase activity, hydrolyzing O-glycosyl compounds
Source: RefSeq, a predicted model, not a curated record
AUCUCAUUCUUGCCUCCUCCAAACGCAGCAUCCCCGGCGGCGCGGCGCGGCGCGGCGCGGCGUGGCGUCUCGUCUCGACCCAUCCCUCCCCCUCCCACGCAGCUACGCAAACGCAAACGCUGGCCGUCGGAUCGGCUAUCGUGCGGCACCACCACCUGUCUCGCUUAUUUGGUUUUUGCCUCUUCUUCCAUUUGGAAGCAGGAAACAGAGAUUUGGAGCGGGAGAGAGAGCCCACGGCUAUUUCCUACCUCGCUAAGCAACCUUCCAACCUCGUCUGCUUAAGCCUGCAGGAAGCAGCGUUUCUGAGAGUGAGAGUGAGAGAAAGAGAGAGAGAGAGAGAUGGCAGGGAGGAGGCAGCUUCUGCUUCUUCUUCUUCUCUGGGGAUUCUUGCAGCUCAUUCGUCUUCCUUAUUCAGCGUCGCAGUCCUUCAUCGGCAUCAACUACGGCGACGUCGCCGACAACCUCCCGCCGCCGGCGUCCACCGCGCGCCUCCUCCAGUCGACGACCAUCACCAAGGUGCGCCUCUACGGCACCGACCCGGCCGUCAUCUCCGCCUUCGCCGGCACGGGCAUCUCCCUCCUCCUCGGCGCCGCCAACGGCGACAUCCCCAACUUCGCGUCCUCGCCGGCCGCGGCCGCCGCGUGGGUCGCCGCGCAUCUCCCGUCCACCUCGUCGCCGGCGAUCUCCGCCGUCUCCUUGGGCAACGAGGUCCUCUUCGCCGACACGUCGCUGGCGUCGCAGCUCGUCCCGGCGCUGCAGAACAUCCACGCCGCGCUGCCGCCCAACUCCAGCGUGAAGGUGUCCACCGUGCACGCCAUGGACGUGCUGGCGAGCUCCGACCCGCCCUCCUCGGGGGCGUUCAAGCCGGAGCUCGCCGCCGCGCUCGACCCGCUCCUGGCCUUCCUGAGCAAGACCGGCUCGCCGUUCCUCAUCAACCCGUACCCCUACUUCGCGUACCUGAGCGACCCGCGGCCGGAGACGCUGGCGUUCUGCCUGUUCCAGCCCAACGCCGGGCGGCCCGACGCCGGCUCGGGGCUCACCUACACCAACAUGUUCGACGCGCAGGUGGACGCCGUCCGCGCCGCGCUGGACGCCAAGGGGUACAAGGACGUGGAGAUCGUCGUCGCCGAGACCGGGUGGCCGCACAGCGGCGGGGCCGACGAGGCCGGCGCCACCGUGGGGAACGCGCGCGCGUUCGUCUCGGGGCUCGUGUCGCACCUCCGGUCCAUGGCCGGCACGCCGCGCGCGCCGGGGAAGCCCGUGGACACGUACCUGUUCGCCGUGUACGACGAGGACCUCAAGCCCGGGAAGCCGUCGGAGAAGUCGUUCGGGCUGUUCCAGACCACCACCCUCGCCGAGACGUACCCGACGGGGCUGAUGAGGAACGGCACCGCCGCCGGUCUGGCACCAGCCAUGGCGCCGGCGGCGGCGGCGCCGACCCUUCCGGUCAAGCCAUCACCUGCUCCGGCGAGACUGCCGGGGCAACAACCACAGGUGACUCCAUUGCAGCCGGGCUCGGCGGCGGCGGCCGGGCCUUCAGCCCUGUGCGCGCCGGGGACGGCGACGACGACGGCGAGGGGAGCAGCAGCUGCUGCUUGUAGUAGUCCUAGUGCAGCGGAAUCGCCACGGACAAUGUCAGUGAUCAGCAUAAUUGCAGGCGUGUUGUUAAUGUACCUGUUAAUCUGAGAGGCAGAUGCAUGGAUGCAUUCUCUUGUACUCACAUUUUGUUAAUCAAAUCCUGUUGAUCUUGUCCAAGUAUUGCAUGAAA